This is a messenger RNA of Colletotrichum karsti, 2790 nucleotides long. RefSeq names its product proline dehydrogenase. Lineage: Eukaryota; Fungi; Ascomycota; Sordariomycetes; Glomerellales; Glomerellaceae. Bases 1 to 2790 code for a protein of 929 amino acids. The transcript is spliced from 4 exons. Gene Ontology annotation, molecular function: proline dehydrogenase activity; FAD binding. The record is from RefSeq and is a predicted model, not a curated record. Gene Ontology annotation, cellular component: mitochondrion.
AUGGCACAGCUCGCAAACAUCAGUUGGCCUAACUUCGUUGCCUUCAAUGGUCAAUUGACAGUGGCUACCUUCCAGACACCUGCCAUUGGCGGCGUGGCACAAGCAGCAAUCGAGUUUACCAACUGGCUCGACCAAAUUCGCCAGAAUCCUGCACACUUUGGCUUUUCUUUUGCCUACCAGGCCCCCGUGGUACAACUUCUUGAUACCUUCUUUCCUGCGGGCGUCAGGGCACGGCGUUUCAGCACUGGUCCUCCUCCGCCAUUACAAGCUGGCCAGGCUGUCGCCCUUCCGAUAAUGGUCCCAUAUGGCAACACACAGAUGGGCAUUGUGGACGGUCCUACUGCGCUGGGUUACAUAUUCAGCGUUGUAAGCCCCCCUGCUGGGCUGGACCAAACCUGGCAGGAAUACUUUCUUCCCCUCACGGUGCUUUAUUCAUGGGCCGUCUACCUAGCCUACAUCAGCUUUCUUGGCGCUCCAUCAACUGUUCUGCCAGAUAUUGAAGCAGUCCCCCGCAUGACCUGUGUCAUGUAUCUAGAACGGAAGAACCUGGCACCGUACUUUUUUCUUGGUCAAACUAAGGCUAGGGCUGGACGCAAUACCGCCCAAUGGGCCCAAGAUGAGUUGGACAACAAGCUCUGUCUCAACUAUCGAGCUCAGAUGGUGUUCAACGCAGCCCAAUUUGGGAACCCACCACUGCCAGAAGCCUCAGACCAAUGGCAGGUGCGCAUGAGGGAAACCUUGUUCGAGAUACUACCCGGUGCCAACGGGCCGCUCCUCGCUGUAGAGGACUUCUUACAACAAGUUUUCUCAGGCUGGGCAAACAACCAAAACAUCCAGGCUCUUUUACCUCCUCUACCUGUUGGUUUUGGGGUGGUAGACAUGUUAGCAGACCUUCAGCGUCUUCUACUUGCUGUGACCAUUGCAGCUUGGGUCAAUGCUGGCACGCCCAUGAGCUGGCCACCAGGAAAUAUGGCUUCCGCCAACCGCCUGAGGAAUGCCCAUACUCAACAGGCCAUGCGGGAUGCCCUUGAUGCUCUUGUCGAUGCCCAAACUGCAGGUCAGACGCCCCUGCAAAUGACACCGCUGUGGAUCAAGCUGCUUGAGCUUUACAUUGUUCCUAUUAUUCGCGUGCCACCUAACACGCUACCAAACCCAACCUUCCCUCCCGGUGGCUAUGCGCCAGAUGCACCGGGUAUGACAGCUCUCGUCAACGGCAUAGCUACGGGACUAUAUACGAUAUUUUCAAUUCCCUUGAACAUCAAGCUGCGGAAAGCUGUGCAGCUCUGUCGAGGCCAUUCAACACCAGGGCUGAUUGCUGCAAACGAGAUUGCCCGAGAACAGCAAUGGAUAGCACGAUUUCGACGAAACACAACAGAAGAUUAUGGCCGGUGUGCCGAGACAUACCCGGCAUCUGCUAUUUCUGCGUUUGCGUUUUGCUCCUCCCCAGCAUGGGUCAACGCAAGCGAGUCACUCUACAACCUCAUGUCUAAGACCCCCGUCAUCUCCUCAAUCACACACUUAUUUGUCAUGGGGACCUUUUUCAAUCAGUUUCUUGGCGGAGAAACAGUUGAGAGCUGUAUCCCAAAGAUCAAGGCGCUCCGCCAAGAAAACAUCGGCACUCUGCUCGGCUACAACAUCGAAGCUGAACUGGAUGGCUCCAGCAAGGAUCCCGACCUCAUUCUCAACCAGACUCAGCACGUGCUCUCUUCAAUUGAGGCGCAAGGAAGGCUCGCCAAGCAGUUUUCGCCAGAUGCCGCCACUACCGGAGGCGACAACAGGUGCUGGGUUAGGAUAAAAAUAACCGGCCUCGUACCUCACCCAGUGGCCCUGUGCAAUGGUUCAAAGGCAGUUUUGGCUGCAAGAGCCGCAAGGGGUUUGGAUAAGAAUGUCCCAUAUCCAGGUCUGCCCCAUGACGGCGACUGGGACGCCGCGCUCAACGGCCAAGGUGUCACUCAAGCUGACCGUGAGCAGCUACUCCGUCUGAAGGCUACCAUGGAGACCAUCGCAGGAAAGGCACGAGAAAACAGCGUCCGCAUCGUGAUUGACGCGGAACAGACCUGGUACCAGCCAGUUAUUGACGCCCUCACGGACGAGCUAAUGCAGAAAUACAAUGCCCUGGAUGGUGGCCCAGCGACCUGCAUCGCCUCGUUUCAAGCCUACUUACGAAGGUACCCGCAACUCCUUGACGAACAGAUCCGACGCGCGGAUGAGAAGGGCUACAAACUGCUUUUCAAGCAGGUUAGGGGAGCGUAUAUGGUGACUGAGGCAGAGAGAUGGGAGAAGGAGGGCCAUCAAGGCCCAAGUCCGGUAUGGUCGACCAAGGAGGAGACAGAUGCGAGCUUCAACUACGGCAUCGAGAAGGCGCUGUCGACCAUUGCGGAGCAAGUGCGCCAGACCGGGUCUUCCAGGAUCGGGGCGGUCUUUGCAACGCACAAUUCCAUCAGCGUCGGUCUCGGUAUCCGAUUAUUGGAAGAAUACGGAUUGGCCAAGCGACAGGAGGAGAGUGGGAAGUUCGUACUUUCGAAGGAGGCUGCGGGAAGCAUUACCUUCGCUCAGUUAUACGGUAUGAAGGACGACCUCACGAAUAAGAUCACCGGAUCUAUCGAGGCAUCAGGGGGCCUCGCGCUAGUUGUCAAAUCCAUGAGCUAUGGCGAUUUACGCGAGUGUCUGCCCUUUCUCGCUAGAAGAGCGACCGAAAACAAGGCGGUUCUUGACGGUAGAGGAGGUGCAAUGGCUGAGAGGAUUCGACUGGGACGUGAAAUUCGUAGGAGAUUCACUCCCCUCAAGUAG